UCGGGCGGCAGCCUAUAAUAAUUGCGGUCGACAUCACGUGGUGUGUGCAACGUUGUGAGUCGCACGUAUAAAAACCGGUUUUCUCAGUAUCUAUAAAUAUAAUACCCUAGUCCCUACUAACAGCAUGGACAAUCGUACAAGCCAUGUUGUGUGACUUGUGCUUCGAUUUACCGUAAAAAACGUUAAGAGUGCAGCAGACAGUAACACUUCUACGGAAGAAAACGUAGUAUGAAUUCGGUGCAAGAAAUUUUAAAAUUAAAAUUUUCAUCUCUCACGUUGGAGCAAAAGGUAGAGAUUAAAAAUUUGGGUAGACCUCUGCCAAAUUUAUCCAAUUUACUUAAUAUUUCAAAAAAAGGAAAAACUUCGUAUAACCGUCAUUUUAAUACCGAGCUUUAUCAAAAACACAAAUGGCUCUGUGGGUGUGAAACUACCGUGUCGUUAUUUUGUUUCCCUUGUGUAUGUUUUGGAGGUGAUAAGUCCUGGAGUAAGACUGGUGUAAAAGAUUUAAUACAUCUUUUAGCCAAAAUAAACAAACAUGAAAACUCGUUUAAACAUCUACAGAAUGAGGCAGAUUUCAAAAUGUUGGGAACUAUUGACACGAGUAAAAUUGAUAGUGGUUAUAAAUUAGAAAUUAAACGUCAUAAUGAGCAAGUUGCCAAAAAUCGAGACAUUUUAGAAAAAAUUUUAAAUUGUGUAAAAUUCUGUGGGAAUCAUGAAUUACCUUUACGUGGACACGACGAAAAAAUUUCAUCAAAAAAUCAAGGCGUUUUUCAUGGUUUGAUAAACCUAUGUUCAGAUUUAGACCCACGUUUACGAGAACAUUUUCAGAAGUCUAUUGUUUGUACUUCUAAAACCAUAAAAAAUGAAUUACUGGAUUGUAUUUUAAAUGUUACAAGAAAUCAUAUUUUAAAUGAAAUAAAUAAUUCGGAGUUUGUAUCCAUAAUUGUAGACGAAACUACCGAUAUCUUUAACAAAUUCCAAUCGGCAUUAAUAUUUCGUUAUGAAAUUAAUGGUAAGCCUGUAGAACGUUUUUGGGGAUUUUGUUAUCCUCACGGUCACGAUGCAGAUUCAUUAACCCAAACUAUUUUAAAAGAAAUUGAUCCUAUACUAGAAAAAUAUCCCCAAAAACUAAUUGCACAAGCGUACGACGGAGCUGCAGUCAUGAGUGGUCAGAAAUCUGGGGUUAACGUGAGAGUUCAAGAAAAAUAUCCAUACGCUUAUUUCAGUCAUUGCUAUGCUCAUCAACUCAAGUUAAUAAUGGCUCAAGCAACUUCACAAAAUAAACAAGUAAAAUUAUUUUUUUCUAAUUUGUCUCAAAUACCAACAUUUUUUUCGAAUUCUCCACAAAGAGUAGCUAUACUAGAUGAAAUAGUAAGCACUCGUUUACCUAAAACUGUUCAAAAACGUUGGAAUUUUAAUAUACAAACAGUAAAUAAGGUUUAUGAACAUAGAGAAACACUAAUUAAAUGUAUGGAGAAAAUUAUAGACGUAUCCUCACAAUCUGCCACUAUUAAUCAAGCUACAGGACUUCUAUUACUUUUAAAGGAUUCCACUUUUAUUUUUUGGCUUGACUGUUUCCACAAAAUUAUGCCUCAUGUUGAUUGUCUUUAUAAAGCUGUACAAUCACAAAAUAUUGAUCCAGUACAAAUACAAAACUCAGUAAUAACUUUUAAAAUAGAAAUUCAAAAAAUUCACGAUGAUAUCACAAGUUCUGUAGAAGAGCUGACUUUUGAAAAUUCUUCUAAAAGACAACGAACAGAUGAUACUGUUAAAUGUAAAAAAUCAGCAGCGUUACAAGUGUGUGACUUAAUAUCCAUUGAAGCUCAGAGACGUUUUGAUUUUACUAAACAUUUAACAGCAGCUCAACUUUUCCAAAAUGAAAAAUAUGUGAAAUAUAAUAACAACUUUCCAUUCGCCACUCUGAAUACUACUGUUGAAUGCUAUCCAUUUUUUGUUCAAGAACGUUUAAUCAACGAGUUAAAAGUAUUUUACUCACGUGAUGAUUUUCUAAAUAUAAAAGGUGUCAUUCCUAUAAUAAAUUAUAUUACAAAUGCUAAUAUGGAAGACACAUUUAAAGAAGUUUUUAAAUUGCUCAAAAUUUUAGUAGUAACACCGAUGACAUCCUCAGAGGCUGAGAGAAGUUUUUCAACACUUAAGAGGAUUAAGACUUGCUUAAAGAGCAACAUGGGCGAAGACAGACUUGAUGCGUUAACUAUGUUAAGUGUAGAGAGCCAUCUGAUUAAUGAAGAUAUUGUUGAUUUUAACAAGAAGGUAAUUGACGACUUUUGUAUCAUUAAGGAAAGAAGUCUUGAUUUCCAGUAUAAAAAUUGUACAUAAAUGCUACAAAUAGAAGAAAAUGUUUGUUGUUACUAUUGUUUUGUAAAUAUUUCAUAUUUUGUUUUUAUUUCAUUUUUAUAUUUAUUUUCCUGAAGUAUACAGAUUAUUUGCCAUUUUGAGUUAUGGUGUCCUAAUAUUUUAUUGCACUCCUGUGUCAAAUCACCACGAGUUGCCACUGGUUUUAACUGUUAAAAUUAACUAAUCCGUUUUUUUUUAUUAUUAACUCAAUUUUAACAUUUUCAAAUAAGACAUAACUUUGCCCAGUCUUGUAACUACUAAUUACCAAAUAAACAGUUUAAUAAUCAUCAAUAAAUACCUGGCAAGAAUUAGGUUCAUAUUAGGAUUGGCAGUGCCUGGACCCGUAGGACU
Messenger RNA from Adelges cooleyi (spruce gall adelgid), 2706 nucleotides. RefSeq names its product zinc finger MYM-type protein 1-like. The transcript has 2 exons. Gene Ontology annotation, molecular function: protein dimerization activity. The coding region runs from base 229 to 2337 and encodes 702 amino acids. Lineage: Eukaryota; Metazoa; Arthropoda; Insecta; Hemiptera; Adelgidae. The record is from RefSeq and is a predicted model, not a curated record.